This is a messenger RNA of Apodemus sylvaticus (European woodmouse), 906 nucleotides long. RefSeq names its product FXYD domain containing ion transport regulator 5 (gene Fxyd5). The record is from RefSeq and is a predicted model, not a curated record. Gene Ontology annotation, molecular function: sodium channel regulator activity. Gene Ontology annotation, cellular component: membrane. Lineage: Eukaryota; Metazoa; Chordata; Mammalia; Rodentia; Muridae. The transcript is spliced from 9 exons. Bases 119 to 664 code for a protein of 181 amino acids. Gene Ontology annotation, biological process: regulation of sodium ion transmembrane transporter activity.
UGACUGAGCUGCUCUGGUCCGCGUCUGCCUGCGUCCGCGCCCGUGGCCACACCCUCCACCCUGAGGCAGCUCCCACGCGGAACUCUGACACUUGAGUCUGGAGACCUCGGGCUCGGAUAUGUCACCGUCCAGUCGCCUGUGUCUCCUCACUAUUGUCGCCCUGAUUCUGCCCAGCAGAGGGCAGACACCAAAAAAGCCCACAUUCAUUUUUACAGUGGACCAGACUCCUGUGACGACUCCUGACCAUGUCCCAGAUUCAGAUCAAACCAGCCCAGGAGUCCAGACCACCCCUCCCAUCUGGACCGGUGAAGGUAGCGUAGAAGCCACAGGAAGCCAUACAGCAGCCAAAACGGAGACCCAGCAACUGACAGAAAUGGCCACUUCACAUCCAGUGACAGAUCCAGGUCCACAUACAAGCAGCAAGAAAGGUACCCCGGCACUCUCCAGGAUCGAGACUCCCAGCCCAACCAGAUUCUACAGGCCUCUACACCGCAUUGAGGAUCCACUGGAUUCGAAUGGGAACAACCCCUUCUACUAUGACGAUGCCACCCUCCGGAAACGGGGGCUGCUGGUGGCUGCAGUGCUAUUCAUCACGGGAAUUAUCAUCCUUACUAGUGGGAAAUGUAGACAGUUGUCUCAAGUAUGCCUGAAUCGCCACAGGUGAGUGCGGGCCAGCACCCUGACGGGCACCCCUUCUGGAGUCUCCGUACCACACCAGCUCACCACCCCCUGCCUCCUACCCCUACCCCAAGAGCCUACAGAGUGAUCAGCAUAUAAGAACCCUCAAAAGAAGAGGUCACUGGAGGGAACCAGGCCUAAGGGCUUCCCACCCUGAGGAGAGAGGUCUCCCACACACUGCCUUGACCCUACCUAUCCUGUUCUGAUAAAUUCACAUGGUCUCUCUUC